UAUCGUUUCUAUCUCCGACGCUCGCCGUGUUUAUCAGAGUUUCAUGUGAAAACCCAAAGGAACCAAAAAAAUUAAGUGUUAAAGAGUCUUCUAGAAAAGGGUCCCCAUGAGGUAUUGAGGUGGGGUGGUGGACUCUGUUACUCAGAAAUUGAGAUUUCUUUGUAAAACUCAAAAUUUGGCGCUUUUAAGUUUCCUUUUUGUAAAAUUCGCUUUUACAAAAGAUUUGCCUUUAGCGUUUUCUCUUUGUUUUCUAGAGUACGAUAGUGAUGUGUAGUGUAGCCAGUAGCCGUGUAGGUAAAUACUUAAGGUAUAUUGAAUAGGCUGUUCUAGGAGAUCGCAUCGAAAUCAGCUCAAAUUCGCGACUUUUCAAUCAGUAUUUUUUUCAAAUCUAUGUCUUGAAGCUUUAAUUCUGAUCGAUUUUGGGCCAAGGGUUUGCAUAAAGCUGUAAUCUUUCUGCUUUUAAUUGAACGUUUGAUGAAAUAAGAAUCAAUAGAUAUGAACAAUGGUAAUGGUUAUCUAGAACAGGAGUUGUUUACUUCUCUGGGUGAUUUUGCUUUCAGUGUUCUUCGUGUAUUUAACGUUGAAAGAGGAAAAGUUGCAGAGGCAAAUGCUAUGUAUUGUUUCUGCAUUAUUUGCCCCAAUCUCCUUUUAGCGUUAAAAAUGCAUAAAUAUUUUUAGGUGUGUGAGAACGGAGAUUAUGGAAUGUUUUUUUUGGUUUGUCCUCCUGUUGUAGAGUGUCAAGUGGUUUUCAUAUUGACGUCAGUCAUAUAAUACGUUUUGCUCGCAAUUGGAUCAAUGUGGAGAUAACAGUUUUCAUUUCCCCCCUUAGUUUUAAUCAGCUCAAGCUUGUCACUAUCUUUGCUUGUUUGAUCUUAUAGAGUUGGAUACCUUAUUCUAUCCUGAAAGCUAAAUCAUGGCACAGUGUUUUUUUCGUAGGAUUUUUUUUGUGGUAAGUGUUCAUAAGGAACACAUGAGAGUUCAUCAACUGUAUGCAUAUGAUCAGCUGUUUUGAAUACUUUUAUCUGUUUUGCAUACUUCCAUUCAAGUGUAUCAAUUAAUCAAAUAUAACGAAGUAAAGAGACCAAAGGGCAAAGGUUGGGUCAUAAGCAGACAUUUCAACCUUCUGUCAUCCUCUUAUUUGCUGGUAUUGGUUGGAUGUUUUAGCGAAUAUCGGCUUAAUUGCCAAACAGUGAAUGGUGCUUAUCAUGCUUCUGAGCUGCAUACUCUAGGUGAAGUUAUUAGACAUAAAGGGGAAUGAAAGGGAAGAUGCUUCUAUAUUUCUUUCUUGAAGAUAUUAUUCAGUUCAAUGGUAUUGGGGAUACUUGUGCUAAUAAGGAGGAGAUCUAAUGCCUCUCCAGUGCUGAAACAAAUACUUCAUGGCUGUGGAAAUGUUUGAAGUUAUAAUGGGCAUAAGAGAUUUACAUAGCUCUGCAGUGGUGUUGAGAGUAGGCUACAAAUUAACUACUCAUGAAGUGCCAGCCUGCUUACUUGUCAACUUAUUCUCGGGCCAUUGAUACCAUCCGGUUCAAGACAAACAUCAAUGCUUUGAAAAAUGCGCUCAAUGGCCUUAUGGAAGUUCAGAACAAAGUGAAUAAAGACCUCAAAACAUUAGAAAUCAAAGGGAAAUCUUUGCAUGUGCAACUGAGGAGAUGGCUAAGAGAUGUGGAAGAGAUUGUCUCAGAAGCAAAUUCAAUGCAGGAAAAGCGUGUUUCAUGUGCUCCGUUCUUAAAAUGCAGGCUGAGCAAAAAACUUGUGGUAAUUCUUGAGAAAGUCAGGAGACUUGAAAAGCAAGGGGUAGAGCUUCUCGACAUAUUCUCUGUGGAAGGUAAAUCUGAACUAGUUGAAAAAAUUCUUGGACCCUCGAUUCCUGAUCAAACAAUAGCAUCAGAGAUGUUAGACAAAAUUCUAAGCUGUUUAAUGAGCGAUAAGGUUCAGAAGAUUGGUGUUUGGGGUAUGGGUGGAGUCGGGAAAACGACAAUAGUCAGAGAACUGAACAAUAAGCUAUGGAAAGAGGCUGCUACACAGCCUUUUGGUAUGGUGAUAUGGGCUACAGUUUCCAAAGAGUUUGAAGUGGGAAGGGUCCAGAAGCAAAUCGCCGAGAGGUUGGAUAUAGAAAUCAAAUUGGGUGAAAACGAGGAGAAACUAGCGAGACGGAUUUAUGGAAGGCUUGAGAAAGUAAGUAGCUUUCUUCUCAUUCUUGAUGAUGUCUGGAAACCCAUUGAUUUAGACCAGUUGGGGAUUCCAAAAACAGAUGAACACAUCUGUUCAAAGAUUGUGUUGACUUCAAGAUUUUUAGAGGUUUGCCAGAGUAUAAAAACGGAUAUUGACUUCAGAGUGGAUUGCUUAUGUGAAGAAGAAGCCUGGGAAUUGUUUUGUCAAAACGCUGGAGAAGUUACCAGAUCAGAACGUGUUAGACCCAUCGCAAAAAAAGUUUCUCGGGAAUGUGGUGGGUUGCCUUUGGCUAUCAUCACAGUUGGAAUGGCUAUGCGGGGGAAGAAGGUGGUCAAGCUGUGGAAACAUGCCCUUAAGGAACUCAAGAGUUCGGUGCCUUAUGUCAAGAGUAUUGAAGAAAAGAUCUACCAGCCUUUAAAAUUGAGCUACGACUUGCUCGAGCCAAAGAUGAAAUCUUGCCUCCUCUUUUGUGCCUUAUUUCCAGAGGAUUACUCAAUUGAAGUAGCUGAUCUUGUAAGGUGCUGGAUUGCCGAAGGGUUUAUAGAUGAAACACAAAACCAUGGGUAUUUAAUGAAUCAAGGAAUUACUUUGGUUGAAAGUCUGAAAGACUCUUGCUUGCUAGAAGAGGGUGUUCGUGAUGACACAGUUAAAAUGCAUGAUGUGGUUCGUGAUUUUGCGAUAUGGGUCAUGUCUUCCUCGCAAGAUGAUAGUCAUUCUCUUGUCAUGUCUGGAAUAGGCUUGCGAGAGUUUCCACAAGAGAAGUUUGUUCCUUCUAUCCGAAGGGUUUCUUUGAUGAACAAUAAACUUAAACGGCUCCCGGAUAAGGUGGUUGAGUGUGUUGAACUCUCGGCAUUACUGUUACAAGGAAACUUUCACCUUGAGGAAUUACCAGCAGGGUUCUUGCCAUCUUUUCCAGCACUUCGGAUUCUGAAUCUAAGUGGGACACGCAUAAGAUCAUUACCUCUCUCCCUCAGCAAGCUUCAUGAGCUUCGGUCUCUCAUCUUGAAAGACUGCUACUACCUUGAAGAAGUUCCUUCCCUUGAAGGCCUUACCAAAAUUCAAGUUCUGGAUCUCUGUGCCACCCCUAUUAGGGAUUCGCCAAGAGGAUUGGAAACUUUGAACAGCUUGAGACUACUUGACCUCUCCCGAACACAUCACCUCGAAAGCAUACCAGCGGGAAUCAUCCCACAGUUAUCAAGUUUAGAGGUUCUAGACAUGACGCUUAGUCAUUUCCACUGGGGCGUUCAAGGACAAACUCAGGAAGGUCAAGCAACACUUGAAGAGAUUGCGUGUCUCCAUCGUUUAUCGGUUCUCUCCAUCAGGGUCGUAUGUGUUCCACCUCUUUCCCCUGAAUACAAUUCUUGGAUAGAAAGGUUGAAGAAAUUCCAGUUGUUUAUUGGCCCAACAGCAAACUCCUUACCUAGUAGACAUGACAAGAGGAGAGUAACAAUAAGUAGUCUCAAUGUUUCAGAGGCAUUCAUAGGGUGGUUGCUAGCAAAUACAACCUCCCUAGUGAUGAACCAUUGUUGGGGUCUCAAUGAGAUGCUGGAGAACUUGGUAAUUGAUAGCACAAAUAGCUUCAACGUUUUGAGGUCUCUAACGGUUGAAGGUUUUGGUGGAAGUAUAAGGCCUGCUGGUGGAUGUGUAGCGCAGCUGGAUCUUUUACCUAACCUCGAAGAACUUCAUCUGCGUCGUGUGAAUCUAGAAACCAUUAGAGAGCUCGUGGGUCAUCUGGGGUUGAGAUUUCAGACACUGAAACAUUUAGAGGUCAGCAGAUGUAGCCGGCUCAAAUGCCUUCUCUCAUUAGGGAACUUCAUCUGUUUCUUGCCCAACCUACUAGAGAUACAUGUUAGUUUUUGUGAUAGGCUUGAGGAGCUAUUUGACUAUUCUCCAGGAGAAGUUCCAGCCUCCACUGAACCUGUGGUACCUGCCCUGCGUGUCAUAAAGCUGAUGAAUCUUCCGCGGCUGAGGAGAGUAUGUAGCCAAGAAGAAUCAUGGGUAAGCUUAGAACAUGUGGAGGUGAUAAGAUGCAAUCGUCUCAUGAAUCUACCCAUUACGUCAAACAACGCCCAUAGAGUCAAAGAAGUAAGAGGGGAAACACACUGGUGGAACAACUUAAUUUGGGACGAUAACACUACAAGAGAAACCCUUCAACCUCGUUUCUUACCAGCUGAUGGAAAUAAACUAAAGAACUCUCUCGGAAUCUCUUGUUAGCAGAUCAAUUAAUCAAAAUCUCAUGGCCAGUUGAAGAGCUUUUGUAGCUACAAUUUAAUCAUGGACUUGCGGAAGCUUAAAUGGAUAAUAGUUAGCUAAAGCUUUCUCCAGUUGUCCAAAGAAUGUAACUUCAUUUAUGUGUCAUGAAACCGGUUGCUACAGUAAUAUA
Molecule: messenger RNA, 4555 nt
Organism: Camelina sativa (false flax)
Lineage: Eukaryota; Viridiplantae; Streptophyta; Magnoliopsida; Brassicales; Brassicaceae
Product: disease resistance protein At4g27190-like
Molecular function (GO): ADP binding
Source: RefSeq, a predicted model, not a curated record